GCGUACAGUCAGAGUCGUACGCAAUCAGCUGUCGCCGCGCACUCAACGUUGCAUUGAUAAAAUUUUAGAUUUACCAUGGGUUUGAGAUGAUUUUGAGAGAAAAUUACUGCAGCACGAAACAUUGAAAAGGGUGCACCAUACAACAUGGACCACAGAAGACAAAUAAGGAUGUGGGUGGCCGCACUCUUUGGUUUCUUUUUAGUCCUUGAUGAAUAUCACUGUGAUCAAAGUAGCGAUGUCGAAAAACACUUGGAAAUGGGCCGACUGAUGUUGGCUCGGAAUCAACUGCAAGACGCUCUCACGCACUAUCAUGCAGCUGUAGAUGGAGAUCCCAGUAAUUAUUUAACCUUCUUCAAGCGUGCCACUGUGUAUUUGGCUUUAGGGAAAGCUAAAUUUGCUCUUGCUGACUUAGACAGGGUUCUGGAAUUGAAACCUGACUUCAUUGCUGCUAGAUUGCAAGUGGCGCAAGUGUUAUUAAAGCAGGGAGACUUGAACACUGCUGAAAAAGUUUUCUAUGAUGUUCUCAGCCUUGUGCCAUCCAGUGAGGAGGCUAUGCUUGGAAUACAGAAAGUUGAGCCACUCAAACAAAACAUAGAAACUGCAAGAAUAUUGCAAAUCCAGGGAGAUCACCAUGGCGCAUACUCAAUUUUGACAUCUGUCAUUGAGUCGAUGCCAUGGGACGCUACUCUGAGGGAAAUGCGAGCUGAGAGCCGAAUGGCCCUUGGUGAUGCAAGAGGUGCCAUUGCGGACAUUAGGAGUGUCACAAGAAUGAGCAACGACAAUACUGAAGGAUACUUAAGACUUUCCAAGAUGUAUUAUGAUAUUGGAGAAGCUGAGGAGUCACUAAGGGAGAUCAGAGAAUGUUUGCGCCUUGACGCGGACCACAAAGAAUGCUUUGCGCACUACAAGAUAGUCAAAAAGGUUGCGAAAGCAAUCACUGAUAUGAUCGCUGGUGAAACAGGUGGAGACUUUGAACAGUGUUCAUCAGAGGCCAAAAAGGUUCUCAAAUUUGAGCCUCGGGCUGAAAUGGUGCGAUUCCUCGCUUAUGAGGCCCUCUGCAAGUGCGAACGAAGGCUGAGCCGCUUCUCAGAGAGUUUAAACAACUGCAACGAAGCACUCAAAAUCCAAAGUAUCCAGUCUGUUUUCUGCGAAAGAGCAGAGACCUAUCUCGACACAGACAUGUUUGACGAUGCCAUUCGUGAUUACCAAGCUGCUCUGGAAAUUGAGGAUGGCAUGCAAAGGGCACGUGAGGGUAUUGAGAGGGCGAAGAAAAUGCAGAAGCAGUCAGAGCGACGAGACUACUACAAGAUUCUUGGUGUCUCCAGGCAAGCUGGCAAGAAGGAAAUCGUGAAAGCAUACAGGAAAGCUGCGCAACAGUGGCAUCCUGAUAAUUUCCAGGGUGAUGAGAAGAAGAUGGCUGAGAAAAAGUUCAUUGAUAUUGCAGCUGCCAAAGAAGUUCUCACUGAUCCAGAAAAGCGACAGAAAUUUGACAACGGAGAAGAUCCUCUUGAUCCGGAAGGUCAGCGGCAGCAGGGUUUCAAUCCAUUUCAACAAUUUCACAACAGCCCUUUCCAAUUUAAAUUCCACUUCAACUGACGGGUUGAUUUUUUAUAUGAGUGCAUUGAGGAAGUGGAAGUGCUCCCCAAAACAUUAUUCUGCAGUUCGUGAAGUUUUUUUUGUGCCUCUUUUAAUUUAAACUUCGCAUGUGAUUGUGGUGCGCUCCAUGGACAUCACCUCUAUCCACAAGGGUUAAGUUAUAAAAGGUUUGUUUCGCGGCUGAUAUUAAGUGAGUGAAUUGUUAAUAACAGCCAAAAGGAAAUAAAGGCGUUGAAUGGGAAUAUUAUUUGUGAGAAUGGUGUUUGUACAAAUUGUUAUUGAUAAUUUAUUAAUAAAAGUCAGGUGAAUCAAACUCGGAAAGAAAAA
Messenger RNA from Cloeon dipterum, 1923 nucleotides. RefSeq names its product dnaJ homolog subfamily C member P58IPK (gene P58IPK). Gene Ontology annotation, biological process: protein folding in endoplasmic reticulum. Gene Ontology annotation, molecular function: protein-folding chaperone binding; misfolded protein binding. The transcript is spliced from 10 exons. The record is from RefSeq and is a predicted model, not a curated record. Gene Ontology annotation, cellular component: endoplasmic reticulum. Bases 145 to 1596 code for a protein of 483 amino acids. Lineage: Eukaryota; Metazoa; Arthropoda; Insecta; Ephemeroptera; Baetidae.